This is a messenger RNA of Oncorhynchus masou masou (cherry salmon), 5424 nucleotides long. RefSeq names its product ubiquitin carboxyl-terminal hydrolase 42-like. The transcript is spliced from 18 exons. Bases 138 to 4355 code for a protein of 1405 amino acids. The record is from RefSeq and is a predicted model, not a curated record. Gene Ontology annotation, biological process: regulation of apoptotic process; protein deubiquitination. Gene Ontology annotation, cellular component: cytosol; nucleus. Lineage: Eukaryota; Metazoa; Chordata; Actinopteri; Salmoniformes; Salmonidae. Gene Ontology annotation, molecular function: cysteine-type deubiquitinase activity.
UUCCUUUCAUUCGUAGUACCCGGAUUUACCCGUAGGGAAAUUAGCUACGUCAUUGUUCACGGACUGACUACAGCUGGAAAUAAUACAUGGACAUGCACGUAUAAUAAUAUAUUUAUAAAAAAAUACAGCAAUGAACAAUGACCAUAGUUGACAGAUCUUCAGAGAAAUCUGACCUAGAGUCAGUCGGGUGCAAGCGCUCAGGAUCGCUGAACUUUCCCGGCGGUGACGGGAACGGGAUGGACAGUGGCUGCUCCAGCUGGGGGUCGGGGGGCCCCUCGUCCUCCGACACCCCCAGGGUGAAGACAGGGGGCUGCAUGGGUCCCACCCCUGGAGCCACAGUCAACAGCAGCAGUGCAGACAGGCCCAAGGAGCAAGUGGUGCUGACCAGUGGGGACGGCAUCGCCCUGCCCCAGAAGGUGCUGUUCCCAGCCGAGCGGCUCAGCCUGAAGUGGAACCAGGUCCACCGCAUCGGAUCAGGUCUCCAGAACCUGGGAAACACCUGCUUCCUCAACUCGGCUCUGCAGUGUCUCACCUAUACCGCUCCCCUCACUAACUACAUGCUGUCCCGGGAGCACUCUAAAACAUGUCAUGAGCCUGGGUUCUGUAUGAUGUGCACAAUGCAGAAUCACAUCACCCAGGUCUUCGCCAACUCUGGGAAUGUCAUCAAGCCCAUCGGAGUCCUCAACGAGCUCAAACGGAUUGCAAAGCAUUUCCGCUUUGGCAGCCAAGAGGACGCCCAUGAGUUCCUGCGGUACACAGUGGACGCUAUGCAAAAGUCCUGCCUGCCUCUAAACAAAUUGGACAGGCAAACGCAAGCAACCAGUUUCAUCCAUCAAGUCUUUGGAGGGUAUCUACGGUCCAGAGUAAAAUGUUUCAACUGCAAAGCGGUCUCUGACACGUUUGACCCUUAUUUGGAUGUUGCUUUGGAAAUAAAGACUGCCCCCAGUAUCACAAAGGCUCUGGAGCAGUUUGUUAAGCCUGAGCAGCUAGAUGGAGAGAAUGCCUACAGAUGCGCUAAGUGUAAGAAGAUGGUUCCAGCCUCUAAGAGAUUCACCAUCCACCGCAGCGCUAAUGUGCUCACCAUCUCACUGAAGCGAUUCGCCAACUACAACGGGGGCAAGAUCGCUAAGGACGUAAGGUAUGCUGAGUGCCUAGACCUGCGUCCCUUCAUGUCUCAGUCCCACGGCGAGCCCCAGGUCUACGCGCUCUAUGCUGUCCUGGUGCACUCUGGCUUCAGCUGCCACGCUGGACACUACUACUGCUACGUCAAAGCUAGCAAUGGCCAGUGGUACCAGUUGAAUGACUCCUCUGUGUUGGUCAGUGACAUCAGGUCAGUCCUCAACCAGCAGGCUUACGUUCUCUUCUACAUCAGGUCACCUGAUCUGAAGAAUGGAGGGGACUACAAUCACACGUGCCGGACCCCGGGGCCCCUCAGCCAGUUGUCCCCCCGCCCCAUCCUCACACCCCGGGUCAACAUUGGGCCACGACACACCAGCACUGGCUUCAUAGGGCCACAGCUGCCCCCACACAUGGCCAAGAACAUCUUUCAUGUCAAUGGGAACGGCUCGCUAAGGGACUACCCCUCUGGCUCUAAGCCCAGCACCAGCAGUGACAACAGCAUGGGCAACACUAGUUACAGCCCGCUCGCCACCUCUUCCUCCCAUCCUCUCAACCGUCCUACAGGCAUCCCUGACCCUGCCAAGCGCCAGAAGCUCUCCUUCUUUAUCGGUCAGGGCAAACAGAUCCGCCCUUCAUCAUCCUCUUAUGCACAGCCGUCCUCUUCGUCACAGUCUACAUCAGACAUGUCUACGCCCCGGGAUCCUCGCAUUAAUGGCACUCCCGCCGUUAACAGAAACGGUCGCGGAGCGUCUUUCCUGGUGCCGUACGGCCAGGAGUCGUCUGAGGAGUCGGACCAGGAGGGAGGCAGUGGUCUGGGGAACGGCACCGCAAAGCCUCACGUUAACGGGAGGAAGGGAGAGACCGUCUACGGCCCCGUCCCUAGAGUGCUGACCCUCAAGACCAACGGCAUCGGUAAUGGCCAGGCUACCAUACACCGUAACGGGACCAACAGCUUCUCCAAACUCAGUCAGAACGGACACCACAACAUCAAACACCCUGAGAAGAUCCACGGCAACGGUCAUGCGAUGUCGCCCGGUUUGGGUUCCAGCAUGUCUAAUGGGGCGGAGGCUCACCACAGUGGCCCAAGCAAAGAGGUGCAUUGCACCACACCCAGCCAGGCCAGCACCUCUCAAGGCCUGCACAGUGCCGACAUCGACAGCCGCCUCUCCCUCACCCCAGAGAAAAAGGCUAAAACUCACUCUGGCCCCCUCCCUCGCCACGCACCAUCAACCGCUGCUAAACCUCCAUCCACAUUGGCUGAUGUUGGAGCUAAACCACUUACCGACGCCUUGAGGGAAUCCAGCUCCAACCCUGGGGUCUUAUUCCUCCAGCCCACCCCCCGCUCCCUCAGUACCCCAGUCCUCUCCGGACCAGGCCUGGGAGCCACAAAAGAUCUCGGAGCCCCACACAGGGGAUCUGGGGAGGACGUCAGGGAGACCCAGAACAGCCCAGCUGUAGGGCUGUAUGGACAGCCCAGCUCCAGAGAUGGAAGAGACCAGAUGUACUCUUCCGAUCGGGAGGAGACAGGCGGGUUGAACUCUUCCGAUCGGGAGGAGACAGGCGGGUUGAACCCUUCCGAUCGGGAGGAGACAGGCGGGUUGAACCCUUCCGAUCGGGAGGAGACAGGCGGGUUGAACCCUUCCGAUCGGGAGGAGACAGGCGGGUUGAACCCUUCCGAUCGGGAGGAGACAGGCGGGUUGAACCCUUCCGAUCGGGAGGAGACAGGCGGGUUGGACCCUUCCGAUCGGGAGGAGACAGGCGGGUUGGACUCUUCCGAUCGGGAGGAGACAGGCGGGUUGGACUCUUCCGAUCGGGAGGAGACAGGCGGGUUGGACUCUUCCGAUCGGGAGGAGACAGGCGGGUUGGACUCUUCCGAUCGGGAGGAGAAAGGCGGGUUGGACUCUUCCGAUCGGGAGGAGAAAGGCGGGUUGGACUCUUCCAAUCGGGAGGAGAAAGGCGGGUUGGACUCUUCCGAUCGGGAGGAGAAAGGCGGGUUGGACUCUUCCGAUCGGGAGGAGAAAGGCGGGUUGGACUCUUCCGAUCGGGAGGAGAAAGGCGGGUUGGACUCUUCCGAUCGGGAGGAGAAAGGCGGGUUGGACUCUUCCGAUCGGGAGGAGAAAGGCGGGUUGGACUCUUCCGAUCGGGAGGAGAAAGGCGGGUUGGACUCUUCCGAUCGGGAGGAGAAAGGCGGGUUGAACUCUUCCGAUCGGGAUCGAGACCGGCUGUACUCUUCUGAACGGGAUAAAGACGGAGAAGGGGAUAGGUACCACCGAGACAGGAGCCGUGAACGCAACCGGGACCAUGACUCAGACCACUACCGGCACCGGCGAGACCACCGAGACAGAGACCACCACCGGUCGUACCGGGACCGCUCGCUCAGCCGGGACAGACACCGGAACUGGGAGUCUGAGGCAUUCCUCUCACAGCGACGCUAUCACCCCAGAGAGAGGGACAGGGACCGCUGUCACCACCAUUACCACCACAGAACGAGUAAGGACAGGAAGAGGGACAGGAGGGAGCACAGCCACCACAGCCACCCACACAGAGAGGAGCCUCAUGGACGCUCAAGGUGGAGGGAUGAAGGUAAAGAAAGGUGUUACUACCCUUCACAGGAGACCCCUCUGCCCACCCCACUGAGCUCCAGCACUAAGCCCAGUCAGUCCCUCCCAGUCCUUUCCCCAGCCCUGGUGAAACGACCCGAGCCUCACAGAGAGGAGAGAAAGGACAGCUCUGAGGAGUGUCGGGCCAAGAAACCCAAGAAGAAGAAGUCCAAGGACAGAGAGAGGCACCGAGAGAAUAGGACCUUUGACGUGAAUUCCUCUGACAGGGCAGCCGACGGCAGCAGUUCCUCCAAACACAACAAAAGUAGGAGGUACGACACUGACACGGAGGAUGAGAAAUCAGGGGGUGAGAUCCACUCUACCCAGAGUCCCGAGGGGCACCGUGACCCCAAUGCCCCCCGGGAGGGUCGCAGGGCAAGCAGCAGCGACGAUGAGAGGGCGAGCAAGAAGCGACGUUACCAGGACGAUGGCUAUGACAACAGCUACCCUAAGAAACGCCAUCGCGCCGAUGACAACGACCGCUCCUUCUCCUCUCGUGAUGGAUCACCAACAGCAGCUCCUCAAAACGCAUCGCACUGCCACUUCAACGACCUCACAGGUAAUGACUUAGGUCAACCCAAUGGAAACUCCCACGAAUGUUCUACCAGUGGACUGUACAAUGACCUUAGACAGUAGAUUUUCUGUUCGACCAGAGACACAGAACAAUGUUGGGGCCGUUCAAACUUUGGCUCUUAUGAUUUACUAGAAACAUUGUGGAGGACCGAGCACGCCACUAUUCUCAUCGACGGGGCUGUAGUGGAGCAGGCUAACCGAUCGCUGCAGCUGUACAUAGUCUAUUGGUAAAUAACCCACCCAUUUUCACCUACGUCAUCCCCACACUGUUUUUAUUUAUUUACUUUUCUGCUCUUUUGCACACCAGUAUCUCUACAUGACCAUCUGAUCAUUUAUCACUCCAGUGCUAAUCUGCAAAAUUGUAAUUAUUCGCCUACCUCCUCAUGCCUUUUGCACACAAUGUAUAUAGACUCGCCUUUUUUGUACUGUGUUAUUGACUUGUUAAUUGUUUACUCCAUGUGUAACUCUGUGUUGUCUGUUCACACUGCUAAGCUUUAUCUUGGCAAGGUCGCAGUUGCAAAUGAGAACUUGUUCUCAACUAGCCUACCUGGUUAAAUAAAGGUGAAAUAAAAAAUAAAAAAAAUAAAUAAAAGGUUGAGAGUUCCUUGGUGUCCACAUCAACAACAAACUAGAAUGGUCCAAACACACCAAGUCAGUCGUGAAGAGGGCACGACAAAGCCUCUUCCCCCUCAGGAGACUAAAACGAUUUGGCAUGGGUCCUGAAAUCAAUCAAAAGUUUCUACAGCUGCAACAUCGAGAGCAUCUUGACUGGUUGCAUCACUGCCUGGUACGGCAAUUGCUCAGCCUCCGACCGCAAGGCACUACAGAGGGUAGUGCCUAUGGCCUAGUACAUCACUGGGGCCCAGCUUCCUGCCAUCCAGGACCUCUACACAAGGCGGUGUCAGAGGAAGGCCCUAAAAAUUGACCCCAACCACCCCAGUCAUAGACUGUUCUCUCUACUUCCGCAUGGCAUGCGGUACCGGAAUGCCAAGUCUAGGACAAAAAGGCUUCUCAACAGCUUUUACCCGCAAGCCAUAAGACUCCUGAACAGGUAAUCAAAUGGCUACCCGGACUAUUUGUAUUCUGAUACUACCUCAGGCUGAGGAGCCCUACAUUAACAAACCUGAUACUA